Molecule: messenger RNA, 3969 nt
Organism: Vespa crabro (European hornet)
Lineage: Eukaryota; Metazoa; Arthropoda; Insecta; Hymenoptera; Vespidae
Product: integrin beta-PS-like
Exons: 17
Coding region: 1298-3784 (828 amino acids)
Biological process (GO): cell adhesion mediated by integrin; cell-matrix adhesion; integrin-mediated signaling pathway
Cellular component (GO): cell surface; integrin complex; focal adhesion
Molecular function (GO): integrin binding
Source: RefSeq, a predicted model, not a curated record
AAUAAAUAAGUUUAUCGCAUUUAUAAAUAAACGAGAUCUAUUAUACCGUGGCAAAGAAUAGGAUCGUAUAAUAUUUAAACGAUAAAUUUAACAGAUAACUUAAAUUAAAAUCAUAGUCGAUGUUACGUGAUUAUGUUAAAUAAAAAAAAAUCACAUUGUAGUGCUUACAAGGUUAUGUACGGAUACGAUGAUCCAUGUACGGCACGCCGCUCACCAAAGAAAUUGUCGAACGCCAUAGACGAUUGUAGAGCCGACAAUGCGACCGCAAAAGUGUGUAACGACCGUGGCCAGUGCAUUUGUGGUUUUUGCGAGUGUUUUUAUCGGACCAAUCCAACGGAAAGGAUUUAUGGGAAAUAUUGCGAGUGCGACAAUUUUUCGUGCGAGCGCGUUAAUUCACGGCUGUGCAAUGGUCAUGGGAUUUGUUCAUGCGGUACCUGUCAUUGCUCACCAGGAUGGACCGGUACUGGUUGCGAUUGCAGCACGUCCACUACUAGUUGCAUAGAUCCAGAAAAUAACGAUGGACUUUGUAAUGGUCAUGGAGAUUGCGUUUGCGGGGAAUGUAACUGUCAGGAGGAUCAAGAUGGAAGAUAUACUGGCAGAUAUUGUCAAAGAUAUAAGACAAAAAUGAACCUUCUAUCUUAACGACUGAAUUGAUUUCAAUUUUGAUUUCAUCGGAAAAGAAACUUUUGCAUUUGUUUGUUUGUUUGUUUGUUUGUUUUUUUUUUUAAUAUAAAUUAUUUAUAAUAAAACGAAGAAGAAGAUAUUUAAUAAAAUUACGAUCGUUUACAGAAGUUUUUAUAAAUGUAUACAAAGAGAGAGAAAGAGAGAGAGAGGGAGGGAGAGAGAGAGAGAGAGAGAAAGUAAUGAUAAUAUAAAAUAAUCGAUGCUGACGUACAGACUCAAUUUUGAUUAUCUCGAAAGAAAACGUCAAAUGAUUCAUAAAUAGAAAGAAUAAACGAUGAGAUGAAAUUUUUGUUUCUCUUCUUUGUUUUAUAUUUUUAAUUUAAAAAUUUUUAUCAUUCACAAGUGAUCAGAUUCUUUAUAUUUUAUUUGUUUAUUUAUUUAUUUAUUUAGAGAGAGAGAGAGAGAGAGCGAGAAAAUAAGAAAGAGACAAAUCGCACUUGAAAAUAUUUAUUUAAUGAUACACUCUGAUCGUUUUAUCGCGGUAUCAUUUCCGUGAAAUACCGCAGUAUCCUUCCUUUUAGCUCGUUAGUCAUUAGCCGUAUGUGAAAGUUUUUUCAACGGCCUCGGAAUAGUUUUCGCCGAUGCGAAUAAAACGUUGCUAACUAAAACGAUUAUGAGUCGUUUAGACGUUGCAAUCGUCUUCCCUGUACAAAACGUGUAUUAUCUUUUUCUUUUAUUUUUUUUUCUUCCUAUCAUCGUUAUAUUAGUGUCAGCCGAACAGAAAAAGGAUCCAGAUAGUCUCUGUGCCUUACAAGAGACAUGCGGGAAAUGUUUGCAAACGUCAAAUUGUGUUUGGUGUUCGACAAAUGCUUUCGGAACGAAUGGACAAAUAGUACGUUGCGUAACAAGAGAUAAAUUUCAAAGGGAAGGUAAUUUAUGGUGUAAAAGUUCCGACGUGAUUGAUAUCAAAAGUACGAUGACUAUUUUGGAAAAUCGUCCGUUGUCAUCUUCGAAAGGAGAAAAUCCGGUUCAGAUACAACCGCAACGAAUAAAAUUACGUUUGAGAAGAGACGAGGAAUAUCGAAUUAUAUUGAAAUAUACCCAAGCAGAGGAUUAUCCCGUUGAUCUAUAUUAUCUUAUGGAUUUAUCCGCCACGAUGAAAAAAUACAAAGAGAAAUUGUCUGAAUUGGCAUUGAAAUUGGAGGAGGCUAUGUGGAAAUUAACGUCGAAUUUUCGUCUUGGUUUUGGAAGUUUCAUCGACAAAGUUGUCCUACCGAUGAGUAAUACACAUCCGACAUGGUUGAAAAAUCCCUGUUACCCUAAAUCGAAAUGUGCACCUGCGUAUGGAUUCAAACAUCAGUUGUCUCUUACAGACAAUGUAACACUUUUCAAGGACAAAGUGAAGGAAAUACCGGUUUCCGCAAAUAUCGACUUUCCCGAGGGUAGUUUAGAUGCUUUGAUGCAGGCAAUAGUUUGUACCAAUGAAAUUGGAUGGCGUGAGAAGGCUCGACAUUUGCUCGUUCUUUCGACGGACGCGAGUUAUCACAUAGCAGGAGACGGAAAAUUGGCCGGUAUAGUCGAACCAAACGAUUGUCAAUGUCAUUUGGACGAAGAGGGAUAUUAUAGUUAUUCGUCUCUUCAAGAUUAUCCGUCCAUUGCUCAGAUCCAUAAAAAAUCACGAGAGCAUAAUAUUAAUAUUAUAUUUGCCUUGCCGAAAAAGAAACACACUCAGGUUUAUAAGAUUUAUCAACAUUUAAGUAAAAUCAUCAGUGGAUCGUCCAUCGAUACAAUGGAGGGCAACGGUCAAAAUAUCGUUGCCCUUAUCAGCAGACAAUAUGAGCAAUUAGUGAGUUCCGUGUCGAUGAUGGAUAAUAAAUCGAGGUUUAUCGACGUUAAAUACUAUUCGCGAUGUUUGAAUGCAACCGAAAAAUUAAUGGAAAGAAACGAAUGCGGUGGAUUACGUGUGGGUAACGUAAUCGAAUUCGAGAUAGUUCUGAAGGCGUACGAGUGCCCGACGAGUCCUCUUGAACGGCAAGAAUUAUUGCAAAUAAAGCCACGAGGAAUAAACGAGCGUUUGAUCGUCGAAAUAGAAAUUAUUUGUGAUUGUCCUUGCGAGAGGAAAGAAAAUACUGAGUUGAAUUCAUUGGGAUGCAAAGAAAGAGGCACGUUGACUUGCGGUAUGUGCUUUUGCAACGAAGGUUUUUACGGUAAACAAUGCGAAUGCGAGGGACAUGAGUUCGGUUCGGUUAGUCAGAACUUAACAGAAGAUUGCAAGGCAAGCAACACGAGUACCGAGAUUUGCAGCGGUCACGGAACUUGCAAAUGUGGUGUAUGCAAUUGCGCGAAACGCCAGAACCCGCAGGAAGUCUUUUAUGGGAAGUACUGCGAAUGCGAUAACUUCUCUUGCAAACGAAGCGGAGAUGAGGUCUGCGGCAAACACGGUAAGUGCGAAUGCGGUAAGUGCAAUUGCCGGCCAGGUUUUAGCGGCGAAACCUGUGAUUGCAAAGAGACCAACAGCACGUGUAUUCCGCCCUCGAGGGAUAAUGCCGAGGAAAGCUUGACGAUUUGCAGUGGCCGCGGCGACUGCAUCUGUGGAAAAUGCCACUGUCACGAGAAGGAUAAGAUUCGAUAUUCUGGGGAUUUUUGCGAGGAGUGUCCGAAUUGUCCCGGUCAGAGAUGCGAGGAAUUGAAAGAUUGCGUCGAAUGUAUGGCUUAUGGGCUUGGUCCAUUGGCAAAAAAUGGAACUUGCGAUUGUUUAUAUCGAAUCGACAUUGUAGACAUUGUAAGAGAAGAUCCUGAAAAUGAUUAUAAAUCGGAUGCUCACUUUUGUCGUACCGACGGUGAUCAAGGUUGUUUCUUUCUUUUCAAAUAUGCGUACGUAGGAAAAGAUAACAUGAUAAAGAUUUUAGUGCAAAAGGAGAGAGAAUGUCCAGUACCAAUCAACGUAUUAGGCGUUACAUUGGGCGUCGUAAUGGGUACAAUAUUUCUAGGCUUAUUGAUUAUUUUAAUAUGGAAGAUAUAUACUAUGAUUCACGAUAAGAGAGAAUACGAAAAAUUUCAAAAAGAAUGUUUAUUGGCCAGAUGGGAUCGAGGUAACAAUCCCCUCUACAAGCAGGCAACGUCAACCUUUAAGAAUCCUACGUUCAACGAAAAUAUAUAGAGUGAUAUAAUGAUAGAAUAAAUCGAUAUCAUUUAAUAAUCAAUGUUAGUUUAGAGAAGAAGAAAAAAAGAAAAAGAAAAAAUUAAUUGUAAUCAUUUGAAAUUGUUGUAUACAUUUGUUGUACAAUUGUUGUCAACAAACACACAUGCACACACAUAUUAUAUAUACAUAGAUGAUAUCGCAUA